Molecule: messenger RNA, 4438 nt
Organism: Dromiciops gliroides (monito del monte)
Lineage: Eukaryota; Metazoa; Chordata; Mammalia; Microbiotheria; Microbiotheriidae
Gene: IER5
Product: immediate early response 5
Exons: 1
Coding region: 223-1179 (318 amino acids)
Source: RefSeq, a predicted model, not a curated record
GACUGGUUGCUAAGCUGCGGUGUCGUCGGUCGUGGCCGUGAGAAAGGGGGUCAGAGCUCGCGUCGCCGUUGUCCUGGUUGUUUGUUCAGUCGCUUUGGGCAGAGGGAGGAGCUGCCGCGUCUCCGCCUCCGCCCCCACACCCUCGCCGUAGACCGGACCAGAGGGUAGCCCCCCCGUGAGUCAGACGCCUGAGAGCUGCGGGAGGCGCCGGAACGAGGGAGGAUGGAGUUCAAGCUGGAGGCUCACCGGAUCGUCAGCAUCUCCCUGGGCAAGAUCUACAACUCGAGGGUUCAGCGCGGCGGCAUCAAACUGCACAAGAACCUGCUGGUGUCCUUGGUGCUCCGCAGUGCCCGCCAGGUCUACCUGAGCGACCCCUGUCUGGGUGGCCCUGGGGCAGGGGGACCUCCGCAGCAGCCGCCGCCGCAGCAGCAGCUUCCCGGGGAGCCGGCCCCGGGCUGGGGAGAGCCGCUUCCGAAGGACAGCAGCAUGGAGCAGGACCCUGAGCCCGCCGGCGCCGCCCUGGCCGGACCCGAGCCGCCCGCCCUGCCCCUGGCGCUCGGAAAGCGUCCACCCGAGGGAUUGCCGCCGCCGAGAGCCGAGGCGGUGCCCGAAACCCCGAGGCGCCGCGUGGAGGCGGCGGAGGCGGAGAGAGGCGGCGGCGGCGGCGGUGGGAGGGAAGGCGCCCCGGAGGGGCCGCCGCGGGCGCGGCACUGCUGCUGUCGCCGCCUCUGCUGCUCUCCCCACGGCGUCCCGCGGGCCGACUGCGGCUGCCGCCCGCGCUCGGACGAAGGGGCUCCGCCGCCGCCGCCCGUCUGCCCUCGGAAAAGGAGCGCCUCAGGGGCUGGGGGCGGCCCCGCGGGGUGCCUGGCUUCGGGCGGCUCCCCGGUGAAGAAACCCCGCAGGGACUCGGAGGAGCAGCCGGGCGAGGAGGAGGAGAUGGAGACCGGUAACGUGGCCAAUCUCAUUACCAUCUUCGGUUCCAGCUUCUCCGGACUCUUGCGUAAAAGCCCUGGGGGCGGCCGGGAGGACGAGGACGGCGAGGAGGAGGAGCAGCAGCAGCCGCCACCGCCGCCGUCGCCGCCGCGCGGUCCGGAAGCGGCGGAGCCCGGGCCGAUGUACUGCGAUAAGCCGGUGUUAAGAAACCUCAACCCCUGGAGCACUGCCAUCGUGGCCUUCUGAUCGCCCGGGGCCGGCGGGGGAGGGGGCGGACGCGGCGCUGCCAGGCCCCCGCCCCCCGCCCCCGCGCGGCUCCGCCCCCGGCCCGACGCGACCCCCUCCCGAGCCGGCUGGACAGCGGGACCUGUCCGGGGGCCGGGCCACGAGCGGGACUCUGCCACCUCCGCCCGGCCCCCCAGACACACGGGGGGCUUGUGUUAUAAAGCUGUUUUUUGUAAGUUUAUUGUUGAAGUAAGGCUUUUUUGUCACAGGGUCUUGUUUGGGGCUUGAGACUGGGGGGGGGAGGGGGAGGGGGAAGGCUGCGGAGCUGGGACUUUCCUCCGCCGGCGUCGAGAAGGAAGCCGCCCGGCCCCCGGUCCCCGGCUGGGGGAGGCCCAGCACUCGUGGGGGAGGAAGGGACUUUUUACACACUCCGCACACCCCGCCCGACACCUUCCUCUUCGGCCUCCCCAGGGGAGAGGGGCCAGCCUGGGGCUCGGGCUUCCUGCGUCCCCCGUCUGUUUAGCCUAGAGCUAAUUCUGGGGGUGGGAGAGAAAUUUUCUUCUUGACCAACUCCAUCAUCUCCCCCUUCUCCCUCAGCACCCUCCCACCCCCAAUAAGCAAGCUUGAUAAGCUUCUUAGAAGAGAUCAAGCUUAGAAGAACUGAGUUUAUAAGGAAAUAUAUAUUAAAAAAAUAUAUAUUUUUAAAAGCUCUAGGUCAGAAUUAAACAGUGCUUUUAAAAAGUGUUUAAUGAAAAAGUUUACAGAUGCCCUAAUGGAAAGGCCUUAUGGCUUAGUAGAUUUGAUUACUCCCGUCUUUGUUGUAUAAAGGCUGGGGGAACUUGUAGAGUUUUUGUACAGUAUUUUCUUCGUGUAUUGACAUUUUUUUGUAUAAAAUGUAACUUUACGUGUCUAACACGUAUUAAAUAUUUUGAAGCAACUUCACCGUGUCCUUUUUUGUAAUUACCUACUUUGGGAUUGGGAGGAGAAGGGGUCCUACCUGGCUGAGCAAGAAAAAGCAUAUGGUUCUUAAUAAUCAACCUUCCACAGACUAUAGGGGUAUCGUUUACUGCCCAUUCUUUAUGAAACAAAAUGCGUUUAUGACCCAAAACAGGAAUAGCCUAAAGUGGGGCUGCUAUUAAAUAGAUGAGAAACACCAGUGUAGGUUGCACUAGUUUUCUUUCAUUCUUUGAAGUUUUCCAUAACCCAAUCUGAAGGAGAGAGAUAUCAGUCCUUUGGCUGUAGGAUUUCUCAUUAGCAUCUUUUUAUCCUUUCCACCAAAAUGUCUUUACCAGUACUUUGAAGUGGAAUAAAUAGGUUUAUGGAAAAACUAUACAGCCAAUUAUAAUGUAGCUCCUGAGAAUUAGUUGACAAUCAUUUGCCAUGUCUAAAUUAACUUUUAAAAAAAGUUUAAAAACUGUUUAGUCAUGCCAAUGUUGGAAACCUCAGUUCAUCAGGAGAUUGAAAUCUUUUCUCUCCUCUGGGAAUACGAGGAAGGUCACUCAAGAUGACCCACUUAUCUUAAGGUGAGAAAAAAAAAUUGGGGAUGAGUUUUGUAGAGAUGUCAAAAAAAAUCAAGGGAUACACAGAUGAGAGGUGGGCAUUGAAACUGGUAAGCAAGUUGUAGGAAGUUUACUUACUACUAGUAGAUUGACUUCCUGAUUUACUUUAAAUGCCAAUUGGUGACAUCAGUAUUUGGGUCAUGUGGUUAACACAAGUGAUGACAACCAAAAACAAUUGUCUCCUGACUAAAACUAAAGUUAACUGCUUCAUGUAAGUGAACUUUUUGUCUAUAACAGUAAAAUCCAGCUUUGAAGAAUGUCAUUUUCAACAAGCACCCACUAUGUGUUAGGUAUUGGAGAAAAAAAUGCAACGAACCCCCUCCUCCCUACUUUUGCCCUCAAAAAGUUUACAUUCUAAUUGAGGAAAAAAUGUCUAUCCCAAAAUUAUACACAGAGUAGUUUGCUAUGGAUAAGAGAAUUGGGAUGGGACCCAAGCUGAGUCUUGUAAGGAGGUGAUGCAUUCUGUGUGUGUGGGGGGGGGGUGUGGAGAGGAGAUGUUUGCAAAAAGGUAGAUGGGAUGUUAGAAAUGGAACAACAAGCAAGCCAGUUUGGUUGGACCCAGUCUAGAGACUAAACUAGAAAAGCUAGGAUGGAGCCAAAUUGUGAAGAGCUUUUAAGAGCCCAACAGAAGGGUUUGCAUUUGAUUCCAGAGUUAAGAGGGGGAGUCACUGUACCUUCUUGAGCAGGGUAAUGACAUGAUCAAGCUUCUGCUUGGGGAAUAUCAGUCUGUCAGCUAGGUGGAGGAGGGAGAAACUGGAUACAAGGAGACCAAUUAAGAGGCUAUAAAAAUAAUCCAGGUGAAAGGGGAUGAGGGCCUGAACUAGGAUGGCUGAGUAAGUGGAGAAAGAGGAGUAGAUUGAUAAUGAAAGUCUUUAAUUGCAAAACACUUGUUUUGCCAUAUACUAUGCCAUAGAGAUUUAUAGUAAAUUAUAAUUUUAUGAAUUGAAAUGAGUAGACCCCAGGAUUCUGAAUGGGUUCUAGAAGGUAGCAGGGAAAACUGAGAAAAUUAAAAACAACUCAAGGUGGUAGACUGAUGAUGAUAAUGAGAUGAUAUUUCUAGACCUAGAAGGGUCUAGAGAAGCUAAGGCCCAAAGGAGGUGAAGGUGGGGUGGCAGUGACUGGUCCAAGGACAAUACAGGCAGUGAGCAAGCUUCAGAUGAUUUCAAUUCAGAUCCUCUGACUUGGUCCAUGAUAUUGAUCAAACUACACAGUGUUUUCAGUGUUUCUGCUAUUAUGUAUCUUUAGCAUGAGAGUUUUAAAAUGUUAACCUGUUUUGUCACAUCUCAAUUUUUUUUACAGGAUUAAAUGUUCUUUUUAAGAUAAGACUUUUCCUAAAAUUUACCAAGACCUGAGAAAUCACACCCCAAACUAUUACACGUUUCAAAAUAUUAUUUAGAUGUUUAACAUCUGGUGACAAUAUUAUAAAUAUUCCUAAUUGUAAGAAAGUGAAUCUAUUCACCUGGGGCCACUUUCACUUAAGUGCAUGUUUAUAUUUGAAAGGGGUUAACAGUUGCUAUUUUUAGGGUGAUUGUUCAAAAGACAUAAAUUCCCACUCUAAUUCUCCUUGUGAUUACCAUAUUAUCAAUUAGGAUGAGAACUUGGAAAGUAUAUUGGCACCUUUAAAUAUUUAGUCCUAACUUUGUAAUGGUAAUGGAAUAUAUUGGCUUCUUUGUUCAAAAAUAAGAUCUCUGCCAAUAAACCAAGUAUGUUGGAUUUUUAAA